Trichoderma virens Gv29-8 is the source of this 408-nucleotide messenger RNA. RefSeq lists its product as uncharacterized. The transcript is spliced from 3 exons. Lineage: Eukaryota; Fungi; Ascomycota; Sordariomycetes; Hypocreales; Hypocreaceae. The record is from RefSeq and is a predicted model, not a curated record. Bases 1 to 408 code for a protein of 135 amino acids.
AUGGCAAGAAGGAACACUCGCUCCCGGUCUAGCGACUCUUCGGAUCCAGGGGACGCAGCGAUAGAAGUGCACCAGCAGAUCAACAAGCUCAAGAAAGAACGAGAUACAGCCACUAGAGAAGUGAGCGCCGAAACUGAUGCUGCCUUGGCAGAAAUCCAAGCGAAGGCCACUGCCUGGCUUGAAGACUUGCAACGUCAACGUGCACAAAGGAUGCUGAGAUGCCUAACGGAGAUUAUCGAGUUGGCCGAGCGCAGAGAAGCCAUUGAGGUCAAGAUGGCUGAUGUAGUGGCCAAGGCAAAUGCAAGGGUGGAAGAACUGGAGGCCAUGAUGAUGGCUGGGUAUGCAGGGAGAGAAAGGGAUGCAGCCGCAACUCUGGAGAAGGUGAUAGGGCACCAGAAUGGAAGCUGA